This is a messenger RNA of Schizosaccharomyces osmophilus, 999 nucleotides long. It is a transcript of the gene akr7, whose product is annotated as pyridoxal reductase. The record is from RefSeq and is a predicted model, not a curated record. The transcript has a single exon. Lineage: Eukaryota; Fungi; Ascomycota; Schizosaccharomycetes; Schizosaccharomycetales; Schizosaccharomycetaceae. The coding region runs from base 1 to 999 and encodes 332 amino acids. Gene Ontology annotation, cellular component: cytoplasm.
AUGCCAACUGUGAACGGAUUUUCUGUCGGACCUGUUGGGUUUGGAUUGAUGGGAUUCACUUGGAGAACCGAGCAGACUCCUGACGAACAAGCUUUUGAAACCAUGGACUAUGCCGUGGAACAUGGAGCCACCUUUUGGAACGGCGGUGAAUUCUACGGAAUGAAUCCACCUACAGCGAAUUUGAUGCUGCUGGCUCGCUAUUUUGAAACGAGACCGGAAAAUGCAAACAAGGUGUUUUUGUCAAUUAAGGGUGGUAUCGAUAGCACGCUUACUCCACGCGGUGAUAAGGAGAAUAUUGGCAAAAGUAUCAAAAACGUAUUGAAACAUCUUCGCGGUACCAAAAAGCUCGAUCUUUUUGAAUGUGCUCGUGUUGACUCCAAAGUGCCUAUUGAGGAGCAAAUGAAAACUCUCAAAAAGUUUGUAGAUGCAGGAGAUAUUGGUAGUGUUGGCUUAAGUGAAGCAUCUGCCAACACCAUUCGUCGUGCUCACGCUGUUCUGCCCUUAGCUGCUGUCGAAGCGGAAUACUCCUUGUGGUCUCGUGAAGUUGAAGAAAACGGUGUUUUGUCCACUUGCAAGAGUUUGAACAUUCCCCUUAUUGCCUAUAGUCCCGUUGCCCGCGGUUUACUCACCGGUACUGUAAAGAAAAUAGAAGACUUGGAACGGUUUACAAAGUCUUUCCCCUUCCUUCACCACCUGGAUCGUUUUCAGCCCGAAACAUUCAAGAAGAACCUCACUUGCAUUCAUGCCCUUGAAGCGCAGGCAGAGUCUUACAACCUAACACUUCCUGAGAUGGCUAUAAGUUUUCUAAUUGCCGUGGGUGAAGGCAAGGUUAUUCCCAUUCCAGGAGCCACCAAUGUAGCCCGUCUUAAACAAAACCUGAAGGCAGCUCUUAAACCUUUAUCACCAGUCCAAGUUAAGGAAAUUUAUGCUACGUUGGAGAAGUUUCCCAUUGCGGGUUAUCGCUAUAAUGAACAGAUUGAACCUACACUUAAUGUUUAA